Humulus lupulus (European hop) is the source of this 1962-nucleotide messenger RNA. RefSeq names its product protein ALP1-like. The record is from RefSeq and is a predicted model, not a curated record. The coding region runs from base 168 to 1757 and encodes 529 amino acids. NCBI's taxonomy places the organism in Eukaryota, Viridiplantae, Streptophyta, Magnoliopsida, Rosales, Cannabaceae. The transcript has a single exon.
AUUUCAAUUUUCACACACUUAUAAUCCUCACAAUCCAAACUCAAAACUUUUCCAUUUUCUCCUCUCUCUCUCUACUUUCCUCGUUUUUCAUUCUCAAAGACUUGAUUGAUUGAUUAUUUGUCCUUUUUUUAUUUAUUUAAUUAAUUUUAUUAAUACUAUUAUUCUAUAUGAAACACAUAUACUCUUCUUCCCCAGACCCAAAAUCAGAAGAAGAACAAGAACAAGAAUUGUCCCACAUCUACAAGCUACUACUCAAUCCCUCCAUUUAUAAAUCCCAUUCGAUGAACGACAAUGGCCCGGUCAGGAAACGACGGAGAAAAGACGAAAACGACAUCGUAUUGGGCGCUUCCGAGGAAGAAGAGGAGGAGAAAGCCGUAGUGGUCGAUUCGAAGAAGAAGAGCAUAAAAGGUAUAAUCACUUCUCUUCUUUUAAUAGACGAACAGGAAAAGCAAGACCACGACGACCUCAGCCGAGCCUCAAACGACGAUAAAUCGUUACUAAACGACAAUCACAAGAAGAAGACCAGAGCCAUGUUCGAUUACUACUCUUCCAAUUUCCAGGAUUCGAAUUCCGACGAGUCCCAACGCCUCAAACGCAAGAAAACUAGGGCAACGAUCGCCGCCGCAACAACCGCCGUAGCCGCGGCCGCGGUGGAGGAAUCACACAAGAAUAAGGCCAGUGCCGGCGCCGGCUCCGGCCACCAGAGGCGGUUGUGGGUCAAAGACCGGUCCAAGGCGUGGUGGGACGAGUGUAACCGACCCGAUUUUCCAGAAGAGGAAUUCAAAAAAGCUUUUCGAAUGAACAAAGCCACUUUCGAAAUGAUUUGCGAGGAGCUCAACUCGGUCAUAGCCAAGGAAGACACCACUCUCCGAAACGCCAUACCCGUACGGCAACGGGUCGCGGUUUGUCUGUGGAGAUUGGCCACGGGCGACCCGCUCCGACUCGUUUCAAAACGGUUCGGGUUGGGAAUAUCCACGUGUCACAAGCUGGUGUUGGAAGUCUGCUCCGCUAUUAGAAAUGUUCUCAUGCCGAAAUACUUACAGUGGCCGGACUCGGUCGGGUCGAUCAAGGAGGCAUUCGAAUCGGUUUCGGGUAUACCCAACGUAGUCGGGUCGAUGUACACGACCCAUAUACCGAUCAUAGCUCCGAAGAUAAGCGUGGCCGCUUAUUUCAACAAACGACACACCGAGAGGAACCAAAAGACGUCGUAUUCGAUAACGGUUCAAGGGGUUGUCGACCCGAGAGGGGUUUUCACCGACGUCUGUAUCGGGUGGCCCGGGUCAAUGCCGGACGAUCAAGUAUUGGAAAAGUCAGCUCUUUAUCAGAGAGCCAAUGGAGGUGUCUUGAAAGGGGUUUGGAUCGUUGGCGGGUCGGGUUACCCGUUGAUGGAUUGGGUUUUGGUUCCUUACACACAGCAAAAUCUCACUUGGACACAACAUGCUUUUAAUGAGAAGAUUGGUGAGGUUCAAAAGGUGGCUAAAGAGGCCUUUGCUAGGCUCAAAGGGAGGUGGUCUUGCUUGCAGAAGAGAACUGAGGUUAAGCUUCAAGACUUGCCUGUGGUGCUUGGGGCUUGUUGUGUUUUGCAUAACAUUUGUGAAUUAAGCAAUGAGGAGAUGGAACCCGAACACCGGUUCGAGCUCGUCGACGACGAGAUGGUACCGGAGGUUGCUAUGAGGUCGGAGAGUUCUAGGAAGGCUAGAGAUUCCAUUGCUCAUAAUCUCUUGCACCAUGGUCUUGCUGGCACUUCUUUUCUUUAGAGUCUUUUGUGUAUUUUUUUUUUUCUUCUUCUUUUGUUAUUAUUUGUGAUUCUUUUGAUUAUGGCUUUGUUUUGUAUAAGGUAACUGUUAGUACUCAGCAGUGAGAGUAGUUAUACUUCUUGACCUUAGGUUCAUAUUUAGCCUUGUGAUUUACCCAAAAAAAAAUAAUAAUGAGAUAUGAAUGAAAUUGAAGGUUACAAUACAA